Zeugodacus cucurbitae (melon fly) is the source of this 1190-nucleotide messenger RNA. RefSeq names its product serine protease snake. Gene Ontology annotation, biological process: proteolysis. Lineage: Eukaryota; Metazoa; Arthropoda; Insecta; Diptera; Tephritidae. Gene Ontology annotation, molecular function: serine-type endopeptidase activity. The record is from RefSeq and is a predicted model, not a curated record. Bases 154 to 1113 code for a protein of 319 amino acids. The transcript is spliced from 3 exons.
AUUUACUCACAUAUAAGUGUAUAAAAAUAGAAUAGACGAGUGCUUGCAUUUAUAAGUCUCUCUUCUCAGCACAAUGGAAGAUGUAUGUAUAACUAGGUAUCGGUCAAACGCAGUUUAGUGAAGCUCCAGCAGUUGAUCAGUUGUUUCGAUAAUAUGCAGCAGUUCAGUUACCUUUCACCAACAUUAACACUACUCAUCCUAUUGCUCUUCGGAAAUAAGUGGAGGAUCGCUAAAGCACAAAAUGGCAUUCCAACUGAAGUAAGAAGAUGUACUCUCGUUAAACAACAAAUAUUCGAAGAGGUGAAAACUUUCAGUGCUUUCAUACAUGGGGCUGAAGAAUUGAAAUAUACUAUAGAUCAUUGUAAGCAAUUUGCUCCCCUAAUAGUCGGGGGAAGCCCAGCGAGUCCUAAGGAAUUUCCGCACAUUGCACGUUUGGGUCACGCAAGUAAUGGAAGACCGACAGAGUGGUUUUGUGGUGGUACUCUUAUAAGUGAGAAAUUUGUUUUGACUGCAGCGCAUUGUUUCUCAACAAACCGUGGUGAAGUGAACAUUGUACGCUUAGGUGAGUUGGACUUUAGCAGAGAAUCGGAUGAUGCGCGGCCAGAGGACUUCCGUGUACGACGCUACCUAGAGCAUAAAGACUACAACCCAGCAACAAUUUACAAUGACUUAGCACUCAUUGAACUGGAACGAGCUGUACGUUUCGACGCAUAUAAACAUCCUGCCUGUUUACCUACCACUUCUGGAGAAGAAUUUAAAAAAAUGGUGGCUAUCGGUUGGGGAAGCACCCGUUUCGCCGAUUCUGAAUCGAAAAAACUUCUGAAAGUAACGCUCGAUCGGGUGGCCUUCGAUCGCUGCCAACGUCUUAUCGCAUCAUCGGAUGUGGUUGUGGAUUAUCGAUCGCAAAUAUGUGCUGGUUCACGAGAAACAAAAGAUACUUGUAGUGGUGAUUCGGGCGGUCCAUUAUUAGCCUAUCAUCCCAACUAUCCCUGCAUGUACACUAUUGUUGGUAUAACAUCACACGGAAUUGGCUGUGGAGCACCCGAUCAACCGGGUAUUUAUACUAGGGUAUAUAACUAUAUUGAUUGGAUACGUAAUAUUGUUUGGAGGUAAAGUUCAUGCAAUUAAAAAAGUACAUUUGUAACAAGUACAUGCGAAUAAUAAAUUGCCUUAAUAAGAAAAUUUCAAAA